AAAUCACCUACUCUCCUCUCUACCCUAGAACAACCUCAGCAACCAACACCAUGUGUGGCUACUACGGAAACUACUCUGGCGGCAGAGGCUAUGGCUGCUGUGGCUAUGGAGGCCUGGGCUAUGGCUAUGGAGGCCUGGGCUGUGGCUAUGGCUCCUACUAUGGCUGUGGCUACCGUGGACUGGGCUGUGGCUAUGGCUAUGGCUGUGGCUUUGGCUCACGCUCUCUCUAUGGCUGUGGCUAUGGAUGUGGCUCUGGCUAUGGCUCUGGCUUUGGCUACUACUAUUGAAGACACCAUGGGAGACUCUCACCCUCUUGAAUAUGAGCUCAGAAAUCUCCAAUUCUGAACUCCAUAUUUUCUGAACCUCUUUCUUAGAGGCUCUUACAUCUCAAGUUUAUGAUGUGACCAUGUUGAAGAUAUUCAUUUGAUGACCUUUAGAUAUAAGACCUGAAGAUUUUAUUUCUUUAAAUUUGACUCAUAAGAAUAAAUAUUGUUUAGAUAUCAUCUUGUAUAUGUAUAUCUCUCGACAGGAUAAGAAGAAUCUUAUGUUUUGAUUAUUCUACAUUUUCUUAAUAAAUUUAUUCAGUCUUAUAAAC
This is a messenger RNA of Arvicanthis niloticus (Nile rat), 595 nucleotides long. NCBI's taxonomy places the organism in Eukaryota, Metazoa, Chordata, Mammalia, Rodentia, Muridae. The record is from RefSeq and is a predicted model, not a curated record.